This is a messenger RNA of Mercenaria mercenaria, 8287 nucleotides long. Its product is annotated as N-acetylgalactosamine kinase-like. The coding region runs from base 23 to 1402 and encodes 459 amino acids. Gene Ontology annotation, cellular component: cytoplasm; cytosol. The transcript is spliced from 9 exons. Gene Ontology annotation, biological process: galactose metabolic process; carbohydrate phosphorylation. Lineage: Eukaryota; Metazoa; Mollusca; Bivalvia; Venerida; Veneridae. Gene Ontology annotation, molecular function: galactokinase activity; ATP binding. The record is from RefSeq and is a predicted model, not a curated record.
UCUGAUCCACGUGACAUACAAAAUGGCAGACCAACCACCACCGGUUAGAUUUUUGACAGACACUAAGAUAGAUCAAGAAAGAUAUUCCAAGAUAAAAGAGAAGUUUGUGAAAAAAUACAACUGUGAGCCUCAGUUUUAUGCAAGGGCACCUGGGCGUGUCAAUUUGAUUGGUGAACACAUUGAUUACUGUGGGUAUGGAGUUUUACCGAUGGCCAUUGAGCAAGAUGUUGUUAUUGCUGUAUGUGCAACAAGUGACAGUAAACUUUCCCUAUCAAACACACAUGAAAAGUACUGUGAUUUUGAAUGCAGUGUUGGAGAGUUUGAGAUUGACAAAUCUCAGCCAGACUGGCAUAACUACGUGUUGUGUGGAGUGAAGGGUAUGACAGAGUUUCUAACAUUGACUAACCCAGUGGGAAUGCAGUGUGUGGUAGAUGGUUGUGUACCAAGCAGUGCUGGUCUGUCCAGUUCUAGUGCUCUUGUCUGCUGUGCUGCCCUAGCAACAAUGCAGGCCAAUAACCAGUCGAGGUCAAAGAGGGAAGUAGCAGACAUGUGUGCAAGUUGUGAGAGGUAUAUAGGGACACAGGGAGGUGGUAUGGACCAGGCAAUAUCAUUCAUGGCCAGGCCAGGAACUGCAAAAAAGAUAGAUUUCAACCCGCUGAGAGAGGAAGAUGUUUGUCUACCAGAGGGAGUAGCAUUUGUUAUUUCUAACAGCUGUGUGGAAAAGAAUAAGGCUGCAACUUCAGACUUUAAUACAAGGGUGGUGGAGUGUCGACUUGCAAUGCAGGUGAUUGCCAAAAGUGAAGGUUUAACUUGGCGUGAGUGCAAGAAUUUAGCAGACCUACAGAACAAGCUGAAACUAAGGUUACAAGACAUGGACGAUCUUGUUCAAAAACAUUUACACAAAGAGAAAUAUACCAAAAAAGAAGUAUGUGAAAUAUUGGGUGUGUCUGCAGAGGAACUUGCUGAAACUAGUCUCAGUGCAAAUACUUUACACGUUGAAAGUUUCUGCCUGUACCAGCGUGCCAGACAUGUUUACAGUGAGGCUCUGAGAGUGGAGGAAUUUCAGCAGGUCUGUAAGGACGUUCCCUCAGAUGCUGCAAUCAAGCUCGGAAAGUUGAUGAAUCAAAGUCACGAGAGCUGUAGUAAAUGGUACGAGUGCAGCUGUACUCAACUGGACGAUCUAGUCAAUCUUUGCAUACAAUCUGGUGCAAUUGGUUCCCGGCUGACUGGUGCUGGAUGGGGAGGUUGUGCUGUAUCCAUGGUUCCCAGCCCACAGCUUACACAGUUCUUAGAGAAAGUGAAAGAUGGAUAUUAUAUGGCUAGAAAACUUGAAUCUGUUGUUAUUGAAGCUUUGUUUGCAACCCAGCCAGGUGAUGGGGCAGCUAUAUACUUGCCUUCUUAACUGCUCCAGACUUUACACAGCCGGACACCAGGGUUGCAAUAUAAGUGCCAUCCUGACUGGUCAGGACUUAAGACCUCUCAUGGAUAUGUAAUAUGACUGGGACUGAAUUAACGUUAUAUUAUAAACUAUGUGUUCAGCCAUCAGUUGACCUGAUAGACUUUAUAUAAAAAAAUAUAUAUAUAUCAUAGAUUUUUUAAGUCAGUUUACAUAUACAUAACAUUAAACAUGUAUAAAAGAUAUUAGAUAUCUUUGAGGAAAAAUGAAGUAUGUAAUCAAUGGUCUAUAGGUAUAUGCCUCUAUAUCAGUAUUCCAAGGCUGGCCAUCCACUACAGGCUGAAAAUAUUGCUCUUGGAGCUGUUGUGCUUUUUUGACAGUGUCAGUUUGGUUUAGAAGUCAGUAUACAUAUCAUUACAUUUUUAGCUUAUGACAAGACGUUUCAGUGUACACAGUGUAGUAUAUGUAAAAAAGUGCCUAUUUUAGUCAACAUUUGAUUGGACACAACUGCUUAAAUGUCCACAGUAGUAGUACUUUUGGACAAUAGGAUAUAGCCAUGGAGCAGUCGGAGUUAACAAACUAUUGUGACGUAAACUUUUAAAGAAACUUGACUCUCUGGUUAAAUUUAAGGUAAAGAUAGUUGAACUUCAGGUUAAUGUUAACAGUAGACACUUGCCAAGAUUCAUACAUUCCAUUUCUUAAAUGUUUGAUUUGUUUAUUGCCAGGAUGUUAGAAGGGUAAGCAAUGUAAACUUCAAAGAAACACAUUCCUUCUUGUUUUAUGAAUUUCUAUUGAAAUACUAGUUCUUCUUCAUUGACUUACAGUGCAACCUCUGCAGAGCAACACCCUUUGGGGGAUGCAGAUAUUGGCCUCUGUUGAGAGGUUGUUGCUCUAUAGAGGUUAAAUUGAUAGUAAAUUUCAACUAUGGGAAAUUUUGAUGAUGCUGUUGGGGAGAGGUUUUUGCUAUAGAGAGGACCGCUCUAGAGAGGUUGCACUGUAUUAUGUAAACAAACAUUUGCUAAUUUUCUUGAGUAACAAGAAUAAUAUCAAACAGAAUAAUACCAUAUGUCUGAACAUGCAUUUGCAAUCUUACUGUAAUGCUGUAUUCUUUCUAUAUCAUACUAGCAUGUAAGCCUAUAUAUUUUAAAAUGGUAUUGUCUUUCAUAUUGUAUAACAGUUGAACUGUGUUGUAUUUUAUCAAAUUAAAAAAUAAGUACAUUGUAUUUCAUUAAAUUUUGUAGGCAUAAAUCAAAUGUAUGUGAAAUGUAUGUUGUUUAUCUUUGGGUAUACAUCACCUUAAGUUAGGAUUUAUGGCAACAUGGUCUUGCUUUUCACUGAAAGGUCUCUAUUAGAAAUGCAUGUUUUUUUACUUUAAAUUUAUUAAGUUAGUAAUUUUCGCUCUUUAUCAUGAAAGUUUUUUUAAAGUCAGUGAAUUAUGUCUCCCCCAGGAGACAUAUUGUUUUUGCCCUGUCCGUCCGUCCGUCCGUCUGUCCGUCCGUCCUUCCGUCUGUCCGUCCGUCUGUCCGUACGUCACACUUCAUUUCCGAGCAAUAACUGAAGAACCAUUUGACCUAGAACCUUCAAACUUCAUAGGGUUGUAGGGCUGCUGUAGUAGACGACCCCUAUUGAUUUUGGGGUCACUCCGUCAAAGGUCAAGGUCACAGGGGCCUGAACAUUGAAAACCAUUUCCGAUCAAUAACUAGAGAACCACUUGACCCAGAGUGUUGAAACUUCAUAGGAUGAUUGGCCAUGAAGAGUAGAUGACCCCUAUUGAUUUUGGGGUCACUCCGUCAAAGGUCAAGGUCACAGGGGCCUGAACAUUGAAAACCAUUUCUGAUCAAUAACUAGAGAACCACUUGACCCAGAAUGUUGAAACUUCAUAGGAUGAUUGGUCAUGAAGAGUAGAUGACCCCUAUUGAUUUUGGGGUCACUCCAUCAAAGGUCAAGGUCACAGGGGCCUGAACAUUGAAAACCAUUUCCGAUCAAUAACUAGAGAACCACUUGACCCAGAAUGUUGAAACUUCAUAGGAUGAUUGAUAAUGAAGAGUAGAUGACCCCUAUUGAUUUUGGGGUCACUCCAUCAAAGGUCAAGGUCACAGGGGCCUGAACAGGGAAAAUCAUUUCCGAUCAAUAACUAGAGAACCACUUGACCCAGAAUGUUGAAACUUCAUAGGAUGAUUGUACAUGCAAAGUAGAUGACCCCUAUUGAUUUUGGGGUCACUCCAUUAAAGGUCAAGGUCACAGGGGCCUGAACAUUGAAAACCAUUUCCGGUCAGUAACUUGAGAACCACUUGACCCAGAAUGUUGAAACUUAAUAGGAUGAUUGCUCAUGCAGAGUAGAUGACCCCUAACAAUUUUGGGGUCACUGUAAAAGGUCAAGGUCACAGGGGCCUGAACAUUGAAAACCAUUUCCAGUCAGUAACUUGAGAACCACUUGACCCAGAAUGAUGAAACUUCAUAGGAUGAUUGGUCAUGCAGAGUAGAUGACCCCUAACGAUUUUAGGGUGACUCUGUUAAAGGUCAAGGCCACAGGGGCCUGAACAUGGAAAACCAUGUCCAGUCAAUAACUUGAGAACCUCUUGACCCAGAAUGUUGAAACUUCAUAGGAUGAUUGUUCAUGCAGAGUAAAUGACCCCUAAUGUUUUUGGGGUCACUCCGUUAAAGGUCAAGGUCACAGAGGCCUGAACAUUGAUAACCAGUUCAUAUCAAUAACUUGAGAACCACUUGACUCAGAAUGUUGAAACUUCAUAGGAUGAUUGAACAUGCAGAGUAGAUGACCCCUAUUGCUUUUGGGGUCAGUCUAUUAAAGGUCAAGGUCACAGUGGCCUGUUCAUGUAAAAUCAUUUUUUGGAAAUGACUUGAGAACCACUUGACCUACAAUGUUGAAACUUAAUAGGAUGAUUGGACAUGCAGAGUAGAUGACCCCUUCUUUUUUUGAGGUCACUUGAUCAAAGGUCAAGGUCACAGGAGCCUGAACAGUGACUUGAGAACCACUAGGCCAAGAGUGUUGAAAUUUAGCGGGAUGACUGGACAUGCCAAGUAGAUGAUCCCUAUUGCAGCCAACCAUCAGUGUCUCUUUGACUUUCGCUCCUGACCCCUAUUAACUUCUUGCCUAUAGGACUUUGCAUUGGGGGAGACAUGCGCUUUUUUACAAAAGCAUUUUCUAGUUUCUUCUGUUUUUCAGAAUAAGUUCUGUUUUGACAGAUCUAGGCAGUUUGUGUUUUUUCAACAAUCUGAACCAAAAGGAAAGUUUUGAAACUAUAUAUUUUCAGAAUUAUCUCUUGCUUGUGCAACAGAGAUAGACAAAAGGGAGGUGAUAAUAGUUUUACAAAUGUGCAGUUCUAUUCAAUUAAUUUUCAGUGCAAAACUUUGAUUAUACUCGUAUCAUUUCUUUGUUAAAGGAUUUUUUAUCAAUUUUUGCUUAAAAGACUUCCUUUGGCAAAUCAGACUCUGAAAAUAGCUCCAGUUACAUACUCAUGCCUUAAACCGUAGGUGAACAUAGAUUAAUUUAAAUGAUCAGAUGUUAAAGUGAAGAAUAUAUCCAUGAUCUGGUGUGAAGAGGUAUCUUUAUUAGUCCCCUACUGGUUGAAAACCAGUUUUGGGGACUAUAGGAAUGCUCUUUUCCGUCAUUCCGUCAUUCCGUCUUUCCGUCAUUCCGUCCGUCCGCAAUUUCGUGUCCGGUCCAUAACUCUGUCAUCCAUGAAGGGAUUUUAAUAUUACUUGGCACAAAUGUUCCCCAUGAUGAGACAACGUGUCUUGCGCAAAACCCAGACCCCUAGCUCAAAGGUCAAGGUCACAAUAGGAGGUCAAAGGUCAACAGGGCUUUUUUCCUGUCCGGUCCACAACUCUCCCAUCCUUGAAGGGAUUUUAGUAUUACUUGGCACAAAUGUUCCCCAUGAUGAGAUGAUGUGUCGUGCGCAAAUCCCGGACCCCUAGCUCAAACGUCAAGGUCACAAUUGGAGGUCAAAGGUCAACAGGGCUUUUUUCCUGUCCGGUCCAUAACUCUCCCAUCCAUGAAGAGAUUUUAAUAUUACUUGGCACAAAUGUUCCCCAUGAGGAGACGACGUGUCAUGCGCAAAACUUGGACCCCUAGCUUAAAGGUCAAGGUCACAAUUGGAGGUCAAAGGUCAACAAGGCUUUUUUCCUGUCCGGUCCAUAACUCUCCCAUCUAUGAAGGGAUUUUAAUAUUACUUGGCACAAAUGUACCUCAUAAUAAGACGAUGUGUCAUGCACAACUUUCAGACCCCUAGCUCAAAGGUCAAGGUCACACUUAGCAGUCAAAUUUUAACAUAGCAUGAACAGGGUCUGUUUCGUGUCCGGUCCAUAACUCUGACAUUCAUUAAGGGAUUUUAAUAUUACUUAGCACAAGUGUUCCCCAUGAUGAGACGACGUGUCAUGCGCAAAUCCCGGACCCCUAGCUCAAAGGUCAAGGUCACAAUUAGGGGUCAAAGGUCAACAGAGUUUUUUUCCUGUCCCGUCCAUAACUCUGCCAUCCAUGAAGGGAUUUUAAUAUUACUUGGCACAAAUGUUUCCCAUGAUGAGACGACGUGUCAUGCGCAACACCCAGUACCCUAGCUUAAAGGUCAAGGUCACACUUUGAGAUCAAAGGUCAAGAGGAUAUUUUUCCUGUCCGGUCUAUAACUAUGUCAUGCAAAGCAGGAUUUAGAUAUCAGUUGGCACAAAUAUUCCCCUGGAUGAGACAACAUGUCAUGCGCAAGAAACAGGUCCCUAGGUUUUAGGUCAAGGUCAUAUUUAGAGGUCAAAGGUCAAAUUCAAGAAUGACUUUGUACGGAACAUUUCUUCUUCAAUGGAGGGAUUCAAUCUGACUAAAGUACAUAUCCUAUUACGCUACGCAUAGGAUCUGAGAACGACCUAUUCAUUGCCUCGUUCUGACGACCCUUUUGCUAGCCAAUCAGAGCCUAACUUACAACAUCUUGCAAAUCUACCCGUAGCCUUGACUUUUGAUAUUUACAAUUCUUAUGUCAUAAUGUAUCAGAUAGCCGGUUAGCUCAGUCGGUAGGCCACUUGCUUUGUAAGCGAGGGGUCCUGUGUUCGAGCCCUGGAAUAACUGCACAUUUUUCUUACUCUUUGACAUUCGAACAUGUCGUCUGAUUGGAUAAAAUAAAAAUAGCAAUACUAGAAAUCCAAAAUAUACAGAAGACGAAUGUGAAUGGGUCGUUCUCAGAUCUUCGUUUAGAAGAUCAAGUACUUUAGUCAGAUUGUGGAGGGAUUUUGAUGUAACUUGGACCAAAUGUUCACCACCAUGAGGCAUCCUUGUUUUUAGAAUUACGUCCCUUUGUUGUUACUAUAAAUAGAUUUUAUUGUAACUUUUUUAUUACUGGCGGUAGAGAAAAAUCGAGACCACUUUUCUGUGGUACAGCAUGCAUGUUACAUCCAAUUUUUAGGUGUAUUUUGACCUAUCUCUACCUGGUAAAGAGUUUCUUGUGGACUUAUAUUAUUAUUAUUUUUUUUUUUUUUUUUUUUUUUUUUUAAAGAUUAAUUUCCCUUUGUUGUUACUAUAAAUAACUUACAUGAUAACAUUUUUAUAAUCAGCCAAAAAAAUUCAAUAUGAAAACAACUGUGGGUUUUUAUAUAUGCACAUUUUAAUCCAAGUGUGUUGUUAUAAUGUUAUAACAUAUUGUAUAUGUAGUACAAUAUUGUUUAUACAUCAUUGACAGAUAUCCAUUCAUUAUGUUAUACUGCAGUAGAAAAAAUUAGGUGCCUUCCAGUAGGGGACUUUGUAUUGCAUGGCAAUACUUCAUUCACUUGUUUUUUGUAGUUGUAGUUCCAUGAUGUGUACUAUUUUUCAUUGUAGUUGUUAUUGUAGCUACUGGUUCACAGUUGGCGUGAAAUUUAUUCAACAUGUUCAUUUCCACCAAGUUUGGCAUAUAAUUUCUGAAAAAUGAUAAAGUGAGUGAAAAUGAUAUUGGUAAAAGAGCAAGAAAAAUGUUCAUUUUCUUCAUUAUUUUGAAUAGUUUCCAAAGAUUACUCCAUUCUGCACAAUGAUUUGCUAAUUUGAAAGACCUUGCUAAAUUCAUAUUUUAAUAAGUCAGUACCAUUAUUCACUUUCACAUCACCCUCAUUUUGUUGAUAUCUGAGUGAAAAUAAUCACAUAAAAUGUGUGAUCUAGACACAUUAAAGUGCCAUUCAGUAUUUAAACAUUUACAUUAGUAUUUCUUCCAUAGUCCAAAAAUUUUGAAGAUGACUGGUUUGUGCUAAAUACCUACAUUUCAUUUGUUGUUAACUUUUGACAUAGGUAUUCCAUUUAUUGCCAAAUAAAUGUUAUUUUCAGAAUAAGACAGCUGUCGUCUUGAAAGUAAUCUUUCAGUAUGUUAUGUUUAAUUGUAAUAAAAAGGAAAAUCAGGCAAUUUUAUAAGAGAUCAACCUACUGUUUGGUUAUUUAUGAAGUACUGAAUAAACUUUCAUUCAACAGCAUUCAGGCAGGCCUACUUGUCAAAGGGGUAACAGUCGCUGACUUCAAAUAACUUGCCCCUCAACGGUAUGGGUUCAAAUUUCUCUUAGUUGAAAUAAUGCAUGGAGGGACACCUGGGGUCUUCCUCCCACCAUCAAAAGCUGGAAAGUCACCAUAUGACCAAUAUGUGUGUCAGUGUGUCAGUGCAAUGUUCAAUCCAACAAAAACAAAACAAAUCAAAAGCAUUCAGUUCAUUAUCUCCCCUUGUCUUGGCCAUACAUUUUGUUAUACACAAUGAUAUGUAACAUGAUAGGAAAUAAAUGUAUUAUUGUUGAAGGUUCUUCAGUACAUUUAAAUGAUACAUAUUGCAAGUUCUUACAGAAUACUUAUUACAUUAGUUUAUUUUUAUAUGGAAUAUUUAAUUUGUAUAUGUAGAUAUAUGUACAUAUUGGCAUAAAGAAAUAAAACAAUUUCCAGUA